AUGUUGCGACCCAUUUUUACACGUCAGCUGCGUUCUAAUUUAAUUCGUUCCACCUCUGUAUUGUCAGCUCGUUCUUUCGCGUCCGCUGUCAGUACAAGUGGACCGUGCUUCACUUUGACUGAAGAGCAACAAAAUUUUCAAGAACUUGCUCGUAAAUUCGCUCAGGAAGAAAUUGUGCCAAAGGCGGUUUAUCAUGACCAAACUGGUGAAUAUCCAACGGACAUUAUUAAAAAAGCUUGGGAGCUUGGUUUAGUAAACACUCAUAUUCCUGCAGAAUUUGGUGGACUUGGACUUGGUGUUUUCGAGUCUAGUUUAGUUACUGAAGAAUUGGCUUGGGGUUGUACGGGUAUUCAGACGGCCAUUGAGGCGAAUGGUCUCGCGGAAGCCCCAUUAAUUGUAGCGGGAAAUAAGGAACAAAAUCAAAAAUACCUAGGUCGUAUGACAGAAGAACCACUUAUGGCUGCCUAUUGUGUAACGGAACCUGGGGCAGGUUCGGACGUUGCGGGAAUAGGAACAAAAGCGGAAUUAAAAGGUGAUAAAUGGGUUAUAAAUGGACAAAAGAUGUGGAUAACUAAUGGAGGUAAAGCCAAUUGGUAUUUCGUUUUGGCUCGAACUGAUCCAAACGCAAAACCGGGCUCCGCAUUUACGGGAUUUAUUGUUGACGCAAACACACCCGGUAUUACACCUGGUAGAAAAGAAAUCAAUUUAGGUCAACGUGCGAGUGACACAAGAGGCAUCACAUUCGAAGAAGUUGUUGUACCAAAAGAGAAUGUCCUUGGAACUCCUGGUAAAGGGUUCAAAAUUGCUAUGGCUGCUUUCGAUAUUACCCGUCCGUUAGUCGCAGCUGGCGCUGUUGGAUUAGCUCGUCGUGCUAUGGAAGAAGCCCUCAAAUAUUCUCUUGAAAGGAAAACCAUGGGACAAAAAAUAUUCAACCACCAAAGUGUAGCGUUUAUGCUUGCUGAUGCUGCUAUAGGAGUUGAGUCAGCGCGCAACAUGGUUUGGAAGGCUGGCUGGUUGCGUGAUCAAAACCAAAGAAAUACAUUUUACGCGUCUAUCGCAAAGGCGUUGGCAUCUGACGUCGCAGUAACUACGGCUAGUAAUGCUGUUCAAAUUUUUGGCGGAAACGGUUACAAUACCGAGUAUCCUGUCGAAAAAUUGUAUCGUGACUCUAAAAUUUUCCAAAUUUAUGAGGGAACUUCACAAAUUCAACGAUUAAUCAUUUCUCGAUAUUUGGCUGAAAACGUGGAAAAUAUAUAUAAUCAAUAUAUCGACCAAAAAGAGUUUGAUAAUGUCAAUAAUGAAACUAAUCGAUAUACAAAUGAAUAUGAAGAUAUGAGUGAUUAUGUUUCUAGUUCGGGUUUUAGAGAAAGUUAUUCCACUGGCGUUGGUACCCAUGAUAGCGUGGCGUUUCCUGAUGAUGCUGUCAUUCAAAGGCAUCCUUCCAAAAAAGUUUUAGCAGGUAAUCCUGCUUUUAAUAAUAUGACUAGUAAUGAUUCAUCAAAAAGAUUAGCCAGAGGUGAUACCGUAAAGAAAACACCCCACCUAGAUAAAUUUGAUCCUUCUACUGUAAACGGCCCUGUUGUAACUGUUAAAAAACCAAUUACAAGAAUUGAAAAACUUCAAUCUUGGAUGAUUAAUGAAGGGAACCGUACUAUAUUUUUCGGUGUAUGGGUAGCACUUCAUAUUUUAGUUUUUUCUAUGGCUUUUCUCAAUUUCUACUUUAGUGAUAAUUUGACUCAAGCCAGAGCUGUUUUCGGAAUCACAUAUUCAAUUGCAAGAUCAGCUGCAUUGGUUCUUCACGUUGAUGCUGCCAUGGUUUUAUUCCCAGUUUGUAGAAAUUUGAUUUCUAUUUUCCGUGCAACUCCCCUUAAUAACAUUAUUCCUUUCGAUGAAAGUAUCGAAAUUCACAAGGCAAUUGGCUGGUCUAUAUUAAGUUUCACUUUAAUUCAUACUGGCGCUCAUUGGAUCAAUUUUUUGAUGGUUGCCAAGAAUGAUCCUUCACCAUUUAUACUAUGGCUUAAGCUUAAUUUUAUAACGGGACCUGGUGCAACUGGUUAUGUGAUGCUUAUAUCCUUGUUAAUUAUGAUUGCUACUGCGACUGAAAAAGCAAGACGAAGUCAUUUUAAUAGGUUUUGGUACCUUCAUCAUUUGUUUAUUCCAUUCUUUGGAGCUUGGGCCUUCCAUGGGGCAUUCUGUAUGAUCAAAUUCGAUAGAGAACCAAAGUGUGGUGAAAGCGCUGCUAGUUUCUGGAGAUAUUGGAUAGCUUCAGGAGUGAUUUACAUUAGUGAACGUGUCCUUCGUGAAUUUCGUGCAAGACAAACGUCUUAUAUUUCAAAAGUAGUCAUGCAUCCUUCACGUGUUGUCGAAAUUCAAAUCAAGAAACCUGCCAUGACUACUAAAGCCGGGCAAUAUAUCUUUUUAUGCUGUCCCGAAGUAUCGCUUUGGCAAUGGCAUCCUUUUACCUUAACAUCCGCACCAGAGGAAGAUUAUGUAUCUGUACAUAUACGCGUAGUCGGUGAUUUUACAGAAACCCUAUCCAAAAAAUUAGGAUGUAAUUUCGACGAAGAAUUAAAGAUUCGUAAAGAAAACAGAGAUCGUAUAAAAAGUCAAUAUGAUGGAAUUGACAUUUCAUCAAAUAAUCCGGAACUUCAAAAAGUUUUACCUAGGAUUAUGAUUGAUGGUCCAUUUGGAAGUGCUUCAGAGGAUGUAUUUAAAUUUGAAGUUUCCGUGCUUGUUGGUGCUGGUAUUGGUGUCACCCCAUUUGCUAGUAUUCUUAAAAGUAUUUGGUAUCGAGUUAAUUACCCUACAAAAUCGACUAAAUUGUCCAAAGUAUACUUUUUCUGGAUUUGCCGUGAUUAUGAUGAGCAAGAUAUCGACCAAUUCAUUGAAACGCAUAUAUACCUUACGGGUCGAUUACGUCAUUCCGAGGUUCGAAACAUUCUCGUGAAUGACGAUGGUAACGUUAAAGACACGAUCACGGGUCUUCGUGCGCCAACGCAUUUUGGACGACCUAAUUGGGAUAAGAUUUUCUCAAAUAUGAGAGAUUUAUAUCAGGCAACGGAUAUUGGUGUUUUCUUUUGUGGACCAAAACCACUUGGUAAAAUUUUACAUACAAAAUGUAAUCUUUGGAGUCAAGGUUUUGAAGAUGGAACAAGGUUCUUUUAUGGAAAAGGUAGUGGGGACCGUUGCUAA
Messenger RNA from Funneliformis geosporum, 3192 nucleotides. The record is from the annotation of a GenBank genome assembly. NCBI's taxonomy places the organism in Eukaryota, Fungi, Glomeromycota, Glomeromycetes, Glomerales, Glomeraceae.